Micromonas pusilla CCMP1545 is the source of this 1266-nucleotide messenger RNA. Its product is annotated as Fructose-1,6-bisphosphatase. Gene Ontology annotation, molecular function: fructose 1,6-bisphosphate 1-phosphatase activity. Gene Ontology annotation, cellular component: cytosol; cytoplasm. The transcript has a single exon. The record is from RefSeq and is a predicted model, not a curated record. Bases 1 to 1200 code for a protein of 399 amino acids. Lineage: Eukaryota; Viridiplantae; Chlorophyta; Mamiellophyceae; Mamiellales; Mamiellaceae. Gene Ontology annotation, biological process: gluconeogenesis; fructose metabolic process; sucrose biosynthetic process.
AUGUCCGUCGCGUCGUCCGUCCUCGCGCGCCCCUCCCUCGCGCGGCGCGCGUCCGGGCUCGCGCCCCGCCGCGCGUCUCGCGCGCCGCGUCGCGCGGCGUCCGUCCGCGUCGCCGCCGCGGCGUCGUCGAAGUCCAAGCCAUCGACCGAUCCGCUCGCGCUGACGGUCGGCAAGGACACCCUCGAGACGUUCCUCUUCAAGCAGCAAGCGAGAGACAACGUGGACGUGGACCUCUCCAUCAUCAUCAACUCCAUCGCGGUCGCGUGCAAGAAGAUCUCCUCCCUCGUCGCGACCGCGCCCAUCCGCGGCCUCACGGGCAUGGCGGGCUCGAGCAACGAGUCCGGGGACGAGCAGAAAAAACUCGACGUCAUCAGCAACGACAUCUUCUGCGAGUGCAUCAAAGACACCGCGCGCAGCGCCAUCGUCGUCACGGAGGAAGAGGACGUCCCCGUCGCGUCCGAGGCCAUCAGCGGCGAUUACAUCGUGACGUUCGACCCCAUCGACGGCUCCUCCAACAUCGACGCGGCGGUCACCACGGGCUCCAUCUUCGGCAUCUACUCCCCGGGCGAGUGCGAGGUCAGCCUCGACGAUACCCCGGAGGAGGCGAUGGACAAGUGCCUCGUGAACACGCGCAAGAGCGGCGAGGAGCUCGUGUGCGCGGGGUACGUCAUGUACAGCAGCAGCACCGUGGCGAUGAUCUCGGUGGGGCACGGCGUGUACGGGUUCACGCUGGACUGGACGACGGGGGAUUUCGUCCUCUCGCACGACGACGUGAAGCUGCCCAACCCGGGGCAGAAGAUCUACUCCGGGAACCAGGGGAACGUCGAGAAGUGGGCGCCGGAGCUGCGUAAGUACGUGGACAAGCUUCAGGAGGAGAACUACUCGUACCGGUACAUCGGCGCGCUGGUCGGAGACUUCCACAGGACGCUGCUCUACGGCGGCAUCUGGCUGUACCCGCCCGACGCGAGCGCGCCGGAGGGCAAGGCGCGGCUGCUGUACGAGGUGGCGCCCAUGGGGUUCUUGGCGGAGCAAGCGGGCGGGCUCGCGAUGUGGGGCGAGAUGGCGGACAAGAGAGUCAUGGAGGUCGUCCCGCAGCACAUCCAUCAACGGUCGCCGAUGUUUUGCGGGAGCAAAGACAUGGUGGAAGGACUGCAGAAGUUCCUGGUGGAGGAGAAGGCGCGCGCGACGGUCAAGGCGUGAGAUUUCGCGAUCGCGCGCGAAGUGUCGUAGUCCGCACGCCGCGCGUUUGUAACACGAUGAAAACGA